AUGGAUCGCCGACCUGACAAAUCCGUGCUGCCAGGUCGGUUCUCGGAGUCUGACUCCUCGGAAAAGAAUUUACCUCCUUUCAAGAAACCAGCUGCACAAGCAAGCAGCUCCAAGGGUUGCAAGAAUCCAAAGGGAAUUCCCAAGUCAACAGCUGGGGAUGAUGAUGACCGUGAGGCCACCACUGACACUGAAAUUGAUGAUGCCCCAAUUGAUGAAAAUUGCCCCUUAGGCGGUGCUGAACAUGAUGACGAUAACGAAGAUGGUGAUAGCGGAUUAGUUGGUAUGUCCAAAGCUUUGAAAGCUUCCCGUGAGAAGGCCCUGAAAGGCCGUCGUCGAAGGAAGUCUGACUUCCAGUACCCGGACAACCAGCUGGGGAUGCCUUCCGAUUACUUCAAGCGCAUGGGCGCUGCGACCUCCCCUGCUGCUGGAGAAGAGCCUUGCGGGCAUGGAUCUGGAAGUGCUGGAGACGGGCCUGGUUCCUACUCCCAUGAUGCUGCAGCGACGCCGAUGGAAGAGCCUGGCGCCACAUGUGGCGGUACCCCUGCACCGCCUGCCAAUGGCGGUCACGGAGCUGUUGGGGUUGAAGCAGCUCGUGCUGUGGCUGUGGCGUUGGAUCUGGAUGGAGCUGUGGUCACACGCGAGUUGGUGGCGAAAACCUAUGAUGCUGUGUGCAAGGCGUUGGUGUUGGUUGAAAGAGCGGGAAUGGCGUGUGAGGAUUUUCCAUCCCCUUCACUUGGCCCAGAAGAUGUUUCUGCCACCAGCCUCACCCCUACUGAGCCAGAGUCAACUCCUGACCGAGCAUGGCGCACCCCUGUGGAUGUUGAUUCUUCCCCUCGUCACGCACCAGAGCCUGACCAUGCACCAGAGCCGACACCUUCCGAAGUGCUGAUCCCUGAGGUUGGCAAACCAUGCCGUGGGAGAAAUGCGAAGGCCAAAGCAAGUUCUGCAAAGGCAAAGAAGGCGGCCAAUCCCAAGAGCUCACCGGAAAAAAAGGCAGCACCCAAAAGCCUGCCAAAGUCACGAGCAACUCGAAAGGCAGCCGCCCCCAAGGCAGCAGCCAAAGCAAAGGUCAAAGCCAUGGGGAAAGGACGAGCCAAGAAAACAAAGAGAUCUGCUGAGGAUGCUGAGAUGGGUGAUGCCGCUUUGGCAUCUGAGAAUGUUGAGAUGGGCCCUGAGGCCACUGAGACUGUUGAGGGCGGUGUGGCUACUACCGCUGAGAUGGGUGCAGGUCUUGCCGUUGAGGCCCGUGAGACUGCUGACAGCACCGUGCACAUGCCUGCUCGCGCGGGGAUGGCUGAGAUGGCUGAGAACACUGAGACCCCUGAGGCCACUGAGCACCGAUAUGCCAAUGGGAUGACUGAGAAGGAAGUUGCAAGGAAGAUGCAUUCGGUAUACUCGACGGCUUGGAAGCUUGAGAAGGACAAAGGCAAGAAAAGGGCAUGUGCUGCAGCAGCUCGCCGCAAGUGGGCCUCUACCUAUGGACCGAAUGAGAGCCUGGCCGUGCAGCGCGUUUUGAGAGAUGUGGUUUAA
Molecule: messenger RNA, 1530 nt
Organism: Cladocopium goreaui
Lineage: Eukaryota; Dinophyceae; Suessiales; Symbiodiniaceae
Source: the annotation of a GenBank genome assembly